Molecule: messenger RNA, 1120 nt
Organism: Antrostomus carolinensis (chuck-will's-widow)
Lineage: Eukaryota; Metazoa; Chordata; Aves; Caprimulgiformes; Caprimulgidae
Product: lymphocyte function-associated antigen 3
Exons: 11
Cellular component (GO): membrane; cell surface
Molecular function (GO): signaling receptor binding
Source: RefSeq, a predicted model, not a curated record
GGCACAUCCACUGUGAGGACGUGUUUGGCAUCGUGGGAGAAAAUUUUACUUUUCCAGUAAAAAUAAACCAAAACAUAGUGGAAAUUAUUUGGACAAAAAACAAGGAUAAAGUGGCUGAAUGGGAAGGGCAGAACAAAUCAACAUAUUUUAAUUCUCUCCGUAACAGAGGCUUGCUUAACGAGGAGAAUGGGCACUUGACUAUAUUUGACUUGGAGAACAAUGAUACUGGCACAUACAUGUUACAGUAUGUGGAUUCUGUGAGAAAAAGUCAUGCCUUAACCUUCAUACUUGCUGUGUUAGCUUCCCCUCCAGAACCUGAAAUAAGUUGCAACAUCAGUGGUGAUGACCUGGUGUUAAAAUGUACAGCUGAUUUCCAGAAGCCUCUGAAUUACACUUGGAAGUUCAGUAGCAUACCAGUCGCUUAUCAGACCCAGGAAGUUUUAGUCCCCAAGAACAGUGUUGAUGCUUCUGAGAAAGCUACAUGUUUCAUUAAAUUCUCUCAAACGGAAAACAGCUCUGAAAUCUCUUUGUCUCAAUGCUUUCCUGAUAAAGAAGGUGACAGCUAUCUCAAAAGAAGUAGAGGUGGUCUUAUUGCAGCUUUUGUUUCCUUGAUAGUUGUAGGAGUACUAGGAUACCUGUACAGUAGAGGUAGAACUAAAUGUGGAACACGAAGAGCUACUCAGAAGAACAGUCCAGUGCGUGGCUCAGGAGAACAUCAGCUACUUUGCUCUGUGGACAGCCAAGAACAGCCUAACUCAGAGACCAUGGUGGUCCUGAGAUUCUUUAAUGUCUGCAAAGAGAAAGGAUUUAAAGUCACAAUGUACCACAUAGACGAAGUAAAGAAAGGAGACAAAGAAUUGAAGGAGGAGGACAGUGCCCUGAAGGACAAGCAGACAGUUAACAACGGUGUCAGUCAGGAAGAACUCUCUGCCAUGCAGAACAGCACCCUGAUGAUUGAUGAUGGUGUAACUGAGGAAGGCAUCUUUAAAAAGGAGAACAGCAGCUUGGUGGCCAAGCAUGCAGAUGACCAUGGUGUAAAAGGAGGAGAAGUGACCCAGGAUGCAGAAGAUGCUACUGAGGAGCACCUGAGCAACUCUCCCAGCUGCAGUAAAGAAGGUCG